AUGACGGACUCUCUUGCUGAUAGUGUACGUAACAUACCCCCCGUGACCAGAUUCUUCACCAUCUCCACGGUGAUAGUUUGCUUUGGUCACUCAGUUCAAUUGGUACUGCCUGGGAACUUGUUCUGCUAUUACCCAAUUUUCUUAGAUGCAUUUAAAGAGUUUACCAGUGUAUGGUACUCACCAAAGUCUGGCAUUUUCCAGAUAACUUCGGCACUUGGAAUUCUAUUGUUCCAGUGCCAUAGAUUUAUAACGUGCUUCCUCCUUCCUCAUGGGAUCGUUGUUGGACAACCGUUGCUGGCGAUCUUCGACAUUUAUUUCUUCUACACAUUUGCCAACCACUUGGAGUCAUCGCAGGGCAAAUUCCGUAGAAACUUCCCGGACUGUCUAUGGUUUACGUUGUUGACAGGAACAAUCAUCUUGAUCUUGACCUUUGCUUACAAUCUCCUCUGGGAUGGCCUGCAUUUGCCCAUGCACCAUGGUAUGAUGUUAUCGUGCGUCACGUACAUCUGGUCCAGAUCGCUGAAGAACUCCAUUAUCAAUUUCAUGGGUAUUAUCCCCAUCAAAGCGUACUAUUUGCCAGUAUUCAACUUAUUUAUUAAACUCGUGGUUGACGGACAAUCCUCUUUCAUUGACCUGUUAAUCGGGAUUAUUGGUGGGUACUUGUACCAGUGUAUUCAAAGUGACACCUUGCCAAUUUAUAAUCUCUUCCCAGGCUGUUACGGUAGAUUGAAUGUGACUAACAGGGGAGCUAACAAUUCCACAAGCAGCGGUAGAAGAGUAGGUUUCAAUGGACAGCAAUUUGGGUCCAACGAUACCCAAACUACUAGCGAUGUUAUCGAUGAAUCUAUUUUUGAUUUAGGGUACCUCAAAGCGCCAAUGUGGUUAUACAAUUACUUGAACUACCCAAAGAACACUUCCACGAGAAGCACCGCCUUUCUGGAGGUCACUACUGGACAUGCGCCUGGCUCUGUUAGUACGUUAAGAGGCCAGUCUGUUAACAGACCCGCUGCUGGAGGAUCAUCUAGUGGACCCAAAAGUGCUUCUUCCGAAGAUAAGGGAACUGCUAGCGGGUUUUCAUGGUUUGGCAAUGACCACAAUCCAUUUAAGGGCAAGGGUCAUAGGUUGACAGAUUAA
Dujonia railenensis is the source of this 1134-nucleotide messenger RNA. The record is from the annotation of a GenBank genome assembly. NCBI's taxonomy places the organism in Eukaryota, Fungi, Ascomycota, Pichiomycetes, Serinales, Debaryomycetaceae.